Messenger RNA from Heterocephalus glaber (naked mole-rat), 598 nucleotides. Lineage: Eukaryota; Metazoa; Chordata; Mammalia; Rodentia; Bathyergidae. The record is from RefSeq and is a predicted model, not a curated record.
ACCUUUUCCUCUUUCAAAUUAUCAAUUAUUCGUUUUAAUCAUUUUAAUCCUUAUUUACACUUUCUGAAGCAAUUUCUUUCAAAGGGAAAGUCCUGGCUUUCCAGAGGUGAUGACCUCCGCAUGACUUGAACAUGUCUCUUGAAAAAGAUCUCCUUCACCCCUCUCUGAAGAGGAAGCACAAGAAGGAACGCCUGGUGCAGAGCCCCAAUUCCUACUUCACGGGUGUGAAGUGCCCAAGACGCUGUAAAAUCAUCACAGUCUUCAGCCAUGCACAGACGGUAGUUCUGUGUGUUGGCUGCUCCACUGUCCUCUGUCAGCCUACAGGAGGAAAAGCAAAGCUUGCUGAAGGAUGUUCCUUUAGGAGGAAGCAGCACUAACAGUACCCUGAAUAAACGUGAAUGGGAAGCCAUUUCAAUAAACACAUUUUGUAUUUAAAGAGAAAAGUCGGGGUCCUUUGGGAUUUCACAAAGAACCGAGAUCACUUCCUGAUUUAUGCUUAUUCCUCUGCCAAACGUUUGCGUGUCCUCGUCACAUUUCCUUGGUUACAAGCUGAUAACUGAGUAAUUAAAGGAUCUUUACUGUGCUCUUUCAAACCAUA